CCAAACCUGAAGAAGAUAACAAAAUAAAUAACUUUGGUUUAGUUUAGACUCUCUCUUUCUUUGUUUGUAUAUAAAUACACAAACCAUUUUAUUCAGCUCCUUCUUCUUCAACCUUCGCACGACCUCAAAAAUCUCUCAACAACACACAAAAAGAUCCAAAAUCCAAAAUCAUCCUCUCCCUCCAUUUCGGACGACCCUCUAAAUUCUUUUGUCUACCGGAAAAUUUUCGAUUGGAUCCAAAUUUUCUGGCGCCUAAUUUAUCGAUUUGGUUUUCUAUUGUCAUUUUCUUUUCACAGGUCACUCGAUUUUCUCCAUUUUCUUUUCAUUUGGGACUCUCUUCUCGCCGUCGCCAUCACCGGAGAUAAAUUCCGUGGUGCUGCGUUUGGCCUUACCAAAAUUUGAGAUCUCAAUUGAAGAAAGAAACAUAGCGAAGAAGAAGACGAUCAAGGAAUUGAAAUUAGAUUCUGUUAUCUCUCUAUCAUCUUCAAUUUUUUUAAUUUGAUUGUUUUCACCAAAAAAACAAAAACUAUGAACACGACGUUACGUUACGAUCCGAGACAGAUCUCGAGGCAAACGAAACCGUCAGAUACACCAUCGUCUUCUCCGUCUCGUAGUAACCGGAGACAGCCUUUGCUUCAGAGAAGUCUCUCUUCUCCGUCACCACGAGCUUCUUGCGGCGGAUCUACUCCCGCCGAGUUUUGCGGUGGUACGACGGCGAGUUGCGCCGCCGUGUGGUGUUGUUGUCCCUGCGGACUCGUUAACCUACUCGUUCUCGCGAUCUACAAAGUUCCUAAAGGAAUCUGCCGUCGCGCUAUCAGAAGUCGCCGCCGUAAACAACUCGUGAAGAACGGAAUCCUUCCGCCGCUUCCGACGGACGGGAAAAACGAGCGGAUGCAGAGAGUUUUUCAGAAUUCUGAAUUCGCGAUUCAUCCGUUGGAUAGCGACGAUGUGUCUGACGACGAAGAUGAUGAUAAUUUCUUGGAUCUGAAGUAUAUCGGAAAAUCGGUAGCGACGGGGUUUACGACGGAGGAGGAGACUGAUGAAGAUGAUGAGGCGGUGUUAGCAUUAGAGAAAGAGAUGUGGAAUAGGUUUUACGGAGCUGGAUUUUGGCGAAGUCCGUCACAGAGAGAAUCAGUUUCGUCUCCGAGAGUUUCCAAGUCUCUUUCGUCAUCGCCGAGACAAUCGUUUACUGAAGUAUACCGGAAUAGGGAUACAACGGUUAGAGGAGGAGGAGGAGGAGCUACGGUGGUGGCGGCGACACCAAGAGCCGUUAGGCAUUUUGAUUAGGGUAAAGAAAGAGAGCUUAUGAAAAAAAUGUCUCAAAAUGUCUUUUGUUAAUAGUUUCAUUCGUGUGGCGAGAGUUGUUGUGUGUGUGAGCUCAAAGUGUGUGUCUGCGUUUGUCAAAUCUUUGGUGUGUGACUUUAUUUGCCUAUGGUAUGGGAUUUUGUGAUCAUCAAAUAUGAAAAUUCGAAAUGGAAUUGUGUUUUGUCGAAAUGUGACAUGACAUGAGAUCUUUGACUAUCAAAGUCUAUUGAGGGUUUAGUUUGGAUGUUUAAUCACUCAUAACACAAGGUAUAAUUACAUUGUUAGAUUCGCAAGAAGAAGAAUAGAUCAUGAGGUAAAUAAUUAGUGUGACAUGGUCAUGGAUCAGUUAAAAAGAUAAAGAUAAGAUUCAAAGGGUAAAAGGAGAGUCUAGGGUUUAAAAAAACAAGUGGGGAGCUGUCCUUUUCUUUCAAGGGGGUUUGGAACUUGUAGCCUUGUAGGUUGUGAUGUAAACUAUGAGGACCACAACAA
Molecule: messenger RNA, 1794 nt
Organism: Arabidopsis thaliana (thale cress)
Lineage: Eukaryota; Viridiplantae; Streptophyta; Magnoliopsida; Brassicales; Brassicaceae
Exons: 1
Coding region: 529-1287 (252 amino acids)
Source: RefSeq, marked reviewed